AUGGAGGACUCGUCGCGGACUGAGCAUCUGCAGCAGAUCGGAUCAGCAGAUUUAGAGGAGUCAAGAGAUACGGCAGAAACAGUCCCAUCUGAUGUUGAUGGCGCCAAAAACAGUGACGACACCGUUCGAGCCGUCAGAUAUCCUUAUCGAGAUGAGCAUAGCAAUGCCCAAGUGAUCACGACGACGGCCGACACACUACUCACCGACCUCUCUCUAUACGGCGGCAACGUCUCGGAAGGCCAGACCUAUGGCCGACUUCCAGCACAUCGACCCCUACCGUCAUCCUCGCCUUCGCCUAUGACACAGAGCCCGUCGUCCCAUAAUCCGUCGCCUUUGCAGCCAUUGUCCAGAUGGCAGCGUUCGGUGAUUGGGAGAGCAUGGCUACAAGGCAAAGGGAUGCUCAUGGUGGUUCUGUCACAGUACUUUGGCGCAUCGAUGAAUGUGAUGACGCAGAUUCUGGAAAGGGAUGGUGCCCAUGGAAAGGCCAUGCAUCCAUUUCAGAUCCUCUUCACUCGUAUGAUCCUCACCGCCACAGCCAGCUACUUCUACAUGUGGUAUGUGCGUGUUCCGGAUCCGUUCGGCACGAGGGGUAUCACAUGGUUGCUGAUAUUGCGAGCUGCUGGCGGCUUUUUCGGGGUUUUUGGCAUGUACUUUUCCCUACUAUACAUGCCCCUGUCGGAAGCCACGGUGAUUACCUUCUUGUCGCCAAUCGUGGCGUGCUAUGCGUGUUCCUUUCUGAUGCCCAAUGAGCCAUUCACUCGAAAACAGCAGCUAGCAGGUCUUAUUUCGCUAGUGGGAGUUGUGCUCAUUGCAAGACCGUUUUCUGGCGGGCGAAUCACAGGGGAAGUUGAAGUGCCCCCUGAAAUCUCCCCUGGAAAUAGCACGACGAUGAACAAUAAUAACAUGACCAUGACGCUGUCAGACAAUGAUAUAGCAGAGGGUCUAGGAGCAGUUCACCAUCUCAUGGCAAUAGGGUUUGGCCUGCUCGGGGUCUUUGGCUCUGCAUGCGCGUUUGUGACGAUUCGCCUGAUUGGAUCGAGGGCACAUCCGCUCGUCAGCGUCACUUACUUCUCUACCUAUACCACGCUAGUAUCGGUCAUUGCGCUAAUCGCGAUUCCGUCCGUUUCGUUUCGAGUUCCGGGUAACUUGACGGAAUGGGGUUUACUAAUCGGUCUCGGGGUGACGGGAUUUACGAUGCAGUAUCUACUCACUGCCGGGUUGGCGUAUCAACCACCGGUUUUUGGGGUCAAGCAGCAGCAGCAGCAGCAGCAAAAACAAGUGGGCAGCGGCACCCGGGCAACAUCAAUGGUAUACACGCAGAUGCUGUUUGCGCUAUUCUACGACAAGGUGGUGAUGCACAGUUCUCCCUCGGCAAUCAGCUGGGCGGGCUCCGGGCUUAUCCUAGGCAGUGCACUGUAUGUUGGGAUUAUUCGGGAUAAAAGUGCAGCGGAAGACGAAACAGAGCAAAGAAAGAAUGCAAUAGUAACUUCUGAUGGCGAUGAUAUGGAUGACAUGCGAGAUAUCGAGGAAGGCCGAGGGCUUUUGAUGGAGGAUAGGAGCGGCUCGUAG
Talaromyces atroroseus is the source of this 1569-nucleotide messenger RNA. RefSeq lists its product as hypothetical. Bases 1 to 1569 code for a protein of 522 amino acids. The transcript is spliced from 2 exons. NCBI's taxonomy places the organism in Eukaryota, Fungi, Ascomycota, Eurotiomycetes, Eurotiales, Trichocomaceae. The record is from RefSeq and is a predicted model, not a curated record. Gene Ontology annotation, cellular component: membrane.